Messenger RNA from Wyeomyia smithii (pitcher-plant mosquito), 1416 nucleotides. RefSeq lists its product as uncharacterized. The transcript is spliced from 4 exons. The record is from RefSeq and is a predicted model, not a curated record. Lineage: Eukaryota; Metazoa; Arthropoda; Insecta; Diptera; Culicidae. Bases 709 to 1260 code for a protein of 183 amino acids.
UCGUCGAAUCUGGUUUAUAUAAUAAGUAUUAGUUUUCGAUCGCAGUCCCGGCUCGAACGGAGGACGCCUCAGUUGUUAACCAAACGUUCGAUCUUGCUGUUUGUUUUGUUGAGGGUUGAGUGGAGCUCCGCAGCUGUGAACGACGAAACCCUCCUCCUGUCAAAAUUCUUGAAGCCAUCGGUGCGCGAAAAGUGUGGGAGUUGUGGAUCAGUUUGUUGAGAAGUGUUGUAACAUUGCACGAAACAAAAAAAGGCGCAGCCAAAUCGCACCACAACGCACGCUCGCAAACAACUACGUGUCCAAAGCCCACACUAGUUCAGGAUGAGUGAAACCAGGAAUCUCGCGACCACGUUCUUGAUCCUGAUCGGUUUGCUAUUUCUGCUGUGGCUAAUAUACGAAGGAUUUAACUAGGCGACUUCGUAGCCUAAUUGUUUAGCCUAACUGUAGGGGAGCGAAAAUGAAAAGAAGAGAGAUAGAGAUUGCGAGAUCGUGUGAGCGGAUAGCGAACGAAUGAGAACGAUAUCAGGAUCGCAGCACCAUGCGGAAAAAAGCAAAUGCAUAACCUUUUACCACUACACCUAACCAACCAUUUAAAACAAAUGCACCCUUUAGAAUUCACUAGGAUUCCAGCUUAAGUUUUCUUUUGUACGUUUGGGUUCUUCACGCACGCACGCAAGAGCACGAAAGCGAGAGCACACACGCCUACAAAUGCAGUCACAACCACGUCUGUCCUGUCUAGUGCACGCUGCGGAGUGCUCUUCUGCACCAAUGUCGCAACAUUGUAGCACCGAGACCACCGUCAUCAGAAUGAGACCACCAGACCCGCUACGCGCAGGAUGCCGCUUGCCAUCCAGCGGCUUGUACUUGUUAAUCAAUUCUAGUAGACCACCCGACAGAGGCGGAUCCAAGCUUAAGAUCUUUGGACACCCACACAUCCGACAGGUAGUUUCCAUUAUCUUGACACUCAGGAUCGCUGCAGUCGUCGAUUGGCAGACGAAUUGCAUUGGGCAGCUGCCGGAAGCGUUCGAAGCCGUAAACAUAAUCAACAAAACGACUUCCCCCGAGGGCACGACGAUGAAAAAAGACGAGAAACAUGUCAAGGAUAGGCCCGAUCGUAAAAUAAUUCGCCAUCCGACGGCACCCUUUUCGACGAAAGCGAUCAUCAUCAAUUUGAUCAUUGCUUUUUUUCUGUACCUUCUGCGACGAGUCAUAGCUGGCGGCAAAAGUGCGAUCACCAAAUACAGCCGGUUUAUCAAAUAGGCGAACAACUCCGCGAACAGAGACAUUGGGGCGCCUCAUUUCUUCAUCUGUUUUUUAUGAUUUUCUUAUGCAUCAUCAAUUUUCGUUAGAAGCUUUGUCCGUUUACUGUCAACUAUAGAAGUGUAAUGUUAUAAUGGUAAAACGAAACAAUUGCUU